Stylophora pistillata is the source of this 703-nucleotide messenger RNA. RefSeq lists its product as uncharacterized. NCBI's taxonomy places the organism in Eukaryota, Metazoa, Cnidaria, Anthozoa, Scleractinia, Pocilloporidae. The record is from RefSeq and is a predicted model, not a curated record.
UUACAAUCGAGUGAAGAUAUUCCCUGGAGCAGCAAAUUAUGAAGGUAUUGCUUUUAAUCACAUCAAUCCUAUUCGUCCCACUGACAAUGGGAACAAACAACAACUUUUGUAAACAUACUCCCGCUCCAGUGGUUCAGCUUAAAAGCUUCACUCUCACAAGCUCUUGUAGCGGUGCACCUGGGCAAAAACUCGACAUUGAUGUAUCCAGUUCAAAGGUUCCCUUUUGUAUGAAAGGCGUUUUUCACAUCACUGGGAAAAAUCCAGGCCAGUUUUCUCUUGUGUACGCGGCAAGUGUCUCUGGGAAAAUCAUGGGUUUCAUCAAUUACUACAAAGACCUCCCGCUUUGCAGCGAUCCAGUCGGUGGGAAAUCAUGUUACAUGAGCGUUGACUGCCGUAAAGUGAAAGAGCUUCUUGGAGAUCCAAACGUACCUGGUGUAAACCAAAAGUGCAUCUUAGAAACUGGUGACGUAAGCUUUGUAAUCAUGACCAGUAUGGAUGGACCUAUGCCGAUUCCCUCAUCUGUUCUAGGCGCGUUAUCUAAUACCAGAGUAAGCUCUGAGAUCGACGUUACAGACGUUCACCUGAAGAAUGUUCACGUCAAGGUUGCAUGUAUCAGCCAAGACAUGGAAGUUAAGUUAAAGGGUUAAGGCCUUAAAAUUGUCAGAAGCUGUAGAGAGCACAGAGCUUUUGAAACAAAGACGUG